Capsicum annuum is the source of this 2950-nucleotide messenger RNA. RefSeq names its product receptor-like protein kinase. Gene Ontology annotation, molecular function: protein kinase activity; protein binding; ATP binding. Lineage: Eukaryota; Viridiplantae; Streptophyta; Magnoliopsida; Solanales; Solanaceae. The record is from RefSeq and is a predicted model, not a curated record. Gene Ontology annotation, biological process: protein phosphorylation.
GCACUGGACUGCUGUGCCCUCCUCUGUUAAGUCUUCUUGGAAUGCUUCAGAUUCCACUCCUUGUUCUUGGGUUGGUGUUGAAUGUGAUACCACUCACCUUGUCACUUCUUUGAACCUCUCUGGCUAUGGAAUCUCUGGCCAAUUGGGUCCUGAAAUUGCUUAUUUGGAGCACUUGCGUACCAUUGAUCUGAGCUAUAAUGCUUUCUUUGGCUCUAUUCCUUCUCAACUCGUAAAUUGCACUCUUCUUGAUUACUUGGACCUGUCCUACAACACCUUUACUGGAGAAAUCCCUUCAAAGAUUGGAAAUUUACACAAGUUGACCUACAUAAGCCUCUACGCUAAUUCAUUGACUGGUAAUAUUCCCGAUUCCUUGUUUUCUAUCCCACAUUUGGACUCCAUUUACCUUUUCCAAAACAGGUUAAUUGGUUCCAUCCCAUCUAGCAUUGGUAACUUAACUAACCUUGUGUCUCUCUUUCUUUAUGACAAUGAGUUGUCCGGGCCAAUUCCGUCUUCCAUUAGUAGCUGUACUAACUUGCAACAACUGUAUUUGAAUGAAAACAAUUUAGUUGGUAGUUUGCCUGAGAAUUUAGAUAAGCUAGAACACCUUGUUUAUUUGGACUUAAGCAGUAAUAGACUACAAGGAAGUAUCCCUUUCAGUUUAGGUGGGAACUGCAAAGAUCUUGACACUCUGGUCUUGUCAUCCAACAAUUUAAAUGGAAGUCUUCCACCAAGUUUGAGCAAUUGUACUAACCUACGAGUUCUUGCUGCUUUCUCUUCUGGUUUAAGUGGCCCUAUACCUGCUUCUCUAGGCCAGCUCACAAAGUUAGAGAAGCUUUACCUUGCUGACAACAAUUUCUCUGGAAAAAUACCACCUGAGCUGGGGAAGUGCCAGUCCUUGCUGGAAUUACUUUUACCAGAAAACCAACUGGAAGGUGAAAUUCCUAGUGAACUAGGGUCACUCAGCCAGUUGCAGUAUCUCGCUCUAUAUUCCAACAAAUUGAGCGGCGAGAUUCCCCGUGCCAUUUGGAAGAUUCAAAGUCUUCAACAUUUUCUUGUCUAUCGGAACAACCUGACCGGGGAGGUACCUCUUGAAAUGACCGAGUUGAAACAACUGAAGAACAUAUCUUUAUUUGACAACCGGUUCACUGGAGUUAUACCUCAAGGUUUGGGGAUUAACAGCAGUCUAACGCUGCUGGAUUUCACGAACAACGCCUUCACAGGUCCUGUUCCACCUAAUCUUUGUUUUGGCAAGAAACUACAGAAACUUAUGCUAGGUUAUAAUCAUUUUGAAGGUGGCAUUCCUUCUCAAUUAGGUAAGUGUGCUACUUUGGCGAGAGUAAUUCUCAAAAAGAAUAAACUCUCAGGUGCCAUUCCAGAUUUUGGUAAGAAUAUAAAUCCUAUUUUCUUGGAUCUCAGUGAAAAUGGCUUCAGUGGGAGAAUACCCCCAAGUUUGGCAAAUCUUGGAAAUGUUACAUUAAUUGACUUAUCAGUGAAUAAGCUCUCGGGGUUUAUACCACCAGAGCUGGCAAACCUUGUCAACCUCCAGGUUCUUGAUUUGUCGUACAAUAGUUUGGAAGGUGUACUGCCAUCUCAACUUUCAAACUGGCAGAGACUGUUGCAGUUUGAUGCAAGCCAUAAUUUGUUGAGUGGAUCGAUCCCAUCCACGUUUGGAAGCUUGGGAGAGCUAUCCAUUUUGAGUCUGAGUGAGAAUAAUCUUUCAGGAGGUAUUCCAACCUCCUUGUUUGAACUCAAGAAGCUGUCUGAGCUGCAGCUUGGCGGAAAUGCACUUGGUGGUGAAAUUCAUUCAGCAAUUGCGACUUCAUCAAGAGAAACACUGAGGUUGUUGAAUCUGAGUAGUAACGGGUUGACAGGUGAAAUUCCUGCAGAGCUAGGGAAAUUUACUUUCCUGGAGAAGUUAGAUGUAGCUGGAAACAAUAUUACUGGAACUUUAAGAAUUUUUGAGGGGAUGCGUUCAUUGAUCUUCGUCAAUGUGUCACACAACCUCUUUUCUGGUCCAGUACCUGCAAAUUUGAUGAAGUUCCUAAACUCAACACCUACCUCUUUCUCGGGAAACUUUGGCCUUUGCGUGCACUGUGAUCCAGAAAAAGGCUCAAAUUGCCCUGAGAAUGGCACUCUAAGGCCUUGUGAUCUCCAAUCAAAAAAUGGAAGACACGUAAGUGGAGCAGAAACGACAAUGAUUGCACUUGGGGUACUGUUAUUUACCAUUUGCUUACUCCUAGUAAUUGCUUACAUGCUUCUGUGGCGCAAAAAUUCUGGGAAAGGAGUUGCAAUCUGUGCUCAAGAAGGUGCUUCAUCCCUGCUUAAUAAAGUAUUGGAAGCUACAGAGAACCUAAAUGAUAAGUAUGUCAUUGGGAGGGGAGCACAUGGAAUUGUAUUUAAGGCCAUCUUGGGUCCAGGGAAAGUGUAUGCCGUGAAGAAGCUGGUGUUUGUUGGUAUAAAGGAUGGAAGCACAAGUAUGGUUAGGGAAAUUCAGACAAUUGGAAAGGUUAGACACCGCAAUCUUGUCAAAUUAGAAGACUUCUGGCUGAGAAAGGAUUAUGGACUGAUUCUUUAUAACUACAUGGAGAACGGGAGCCUUCAUGAUAUUCUCCAUGAGAUUAAUCCACCUGUAGCAUUAGAAUGGAGUGUUCGGUACCGAAUUGCUAUUGGAACUGCUCAAGGGUUGUCAUAUCUCCACUUUGACUGUGAUCCUGCAAUCGUUCAUCGAGAUAUCAAGCCCAUGAAUAUCUUGUUGGACUCAGAUCUGGAGCCUCACAUAUCUGAUUUUGGCAUUGCCAAGCUUCUUGAUCAGUCUGGAGCAACUUCCACCUCCAAUACCCUCCAGGGUACAGUUGGAUACAUGGCUCCAGAAACUGCAUUUGCAGCUUCAAAGAGCAAGGAGUCAGAUGUUUAUAGUUAUGGUGUUGUCCUGUUAGAACUUAUAACUCGA